GGAGUAAUCCCGAGCCACCUGUAGCAUUAAGAUCAAGAUCAAGACUCAUUCACCAGUCAGCUGAUAAUCGGGAUGCAUACGUAGGAUGGCUGUGUUUGAGAGGAAAAAAGAGGACAGGAUAGUCACAGACGACACCAAGCCCCUCAUCGCCUUCAUCACAGACACGCGCAACACUGACGGACAUGUGGAGUACUUGCUUGAGGUUUGGCGAGUCCCAGAUGUGGAGACAAAGUGGAAUGUCAGCCACCGGUACUCAGACUUUGCCCAGCUGCACGCCACACUCAGGGUGGGCACGGUGGCACUGCCAGCACUGCCACCGAAGAAAGUGUUUGGGAAUACCGACCGAGAUUUCAUUAAUGAGAGGAGGGUAGCACUGCAGAAAUACAUGGACGGCAUACUGGCAAACUCUCUCCUUGCUGCGUCACUUCCAGUCAGGCAGUUUCUGGAUCCAAAAAAUUAUUCUAGAAAUUUCCAAGAGGAGGGCCGGCAGAAUGUUCACAUGGUGCUGCGUGCGGGAGGGAGCCAUGAGGUGACAGAGGCACUCCCCCAGUGCGGCACACGAGUCACUAAGGUAUACUUUCUCGCCCACCCCCUGGCUGACCCCAAGACCCAGCAUGUCCUUUGGUGGGCACCCUUUGGUCCAGACAAAGCCAUGAACCUGCGGGACACUCAUGCCACCCUAACCGCCCUUGUCCAGUGCCAGCACCCCUACAUUGUGCCGUCAGUGAGCAGUGUAGCAACCGAGGUGGGCGUGUGUGUGGUGCGGCCAUGGUUCCCCCAGGGAAGCUUGAGGGACAUGAUCCACCAGGUGCGGCCAAAGGGCAGUGCUCUCGUCAAGUACUCGGGGGAUAAGCUGAUCGCUGUGGCAGAGAAGAAGUGUGCGGUGUUCGGCAGACAGAUCCUGGAGGCACUGCUGUUUCUGCAUGAGAAGGGCCUGGGGCAUGGGCACGUCCACACAGGGAACAUGGUAUUGGAGAACAACGUGUGUCAGCUGCUGGACUUGGAGAACCAGGUGGUGGGCAUGCCAAACCAGCUGCGGGCACGGGCGGUGCAGCACCGGCGGAUCAACUCCAUCGAGGCGCUGGAUGUGUAUAGCUUCGGCCACGCGAUGUAUGAGAUGCUCUUUCAGCGACGCCUGGAGACGGACACCUGUGAGGACUUUCCGCCUGAGUGCUCCCCCAUGGCUAGGUCUGUGCUGGAGAGCAUCCUGAGUGCUGAGGCAUGCAAGAAUGGCCUUCCCGCAGUGGCUGGGCUGCUCACUCACCCCUUCUUCAGUGAGGUUCCUCUACAUAGUUAUGAGAAGCCGACUUUGAAGCUGCCGUCCUCAGUGAAGCAAGCCAUAGCACUCUCCCACCAGAGCCUGCUGACGAGGCUUGCUGCUGACCAGAAGAAGGUUCGGCAGCAGAGGAAGCUGUCCAAGGCCGAGGCAUUCGUGCAGCAGCGUUCUAUCAAGGGGCGUCCCAAGAAGCACUUGCACCUGGAGACAAAUGGCUUGGCAUCAGGGGGCGACUCCCUCACAAACUCAGGUAAUGCUGAAAACCUCAAUAAUAAAACUACCACUACUGGAACUCCUAACUCCCCACUCCCUCCUCCACCACCUCCACCUACCACUCCCCUCACUCCUGUCCCACCUCCACCUCCUCCACCUCCUCCUCCAUCCACUGGCCCUGCAUCUUCCCCUGAGGCUGCUGCUGUGGAUGAAAAGGAAAGAACAGCACUCUUGAAUGCCAUCACAGCAUUCAAGAAAGGUCUGCUCAAGAAUGUGGAGACCAAUGACCGAAGCACACCAGCUGUGUGAGUGCAGGCAGCAGUGACUGUGUUUGCAUUUGAUCAACCCGUGUAUUAGUGAUUGUUUCACUGCUGUGAUGCCAAAGCCAGACCUUCCCAGCAAGUCACGGAGGCGGGUGAGGCGUGGCUGACUUGGGUGUGAUACGGGCAUGAGCCGCCUUCCCACAAGACCAAUGCCAAAGAAACAGGAUCCUGAAGAAAUUAUUCAUAUCUUAGUUUAAGCGUACAUACAUACAUUUGCCUGUUGUAAGACUUUGCAUUCGUCCAGGGGUAUCAGGAUUUAUUUCAGUUGCUGCUGAAAACCGUCCCUUUCUUAGCAUCUUCCAUGAAUUGCAUUUUAUAAUUGAUUUCCUUCUAUGUCAUGAAUCAUGGGCCUGUAUUCUUAAACACCUUGUUCUCUCACCACGACAGUUUUCAAAGGCCACUGAGAUGCUUUGCUGGGUUCUCAAGAGUGUUUCUCCUGUUACUAAUAUAAAAAUGUUGUUAAUCAGUCAUUAGAAGCAUAAAAACACCCUUAAAAACCCGUGUAACUAACUAGAGCCUUUUGAAUGUAGUGGAGGUGCAGCACAGAAGUGUUUCAGAAUAAAGACCAUAAUAUUGUAUUAUUGUAUGUGACUUUCUCUUCGUAACUUGUUCAGCUGCAAAGGGCUUGAGGUGAAGUAAUAUAAAUAUAUUGCCUUGUUGGAAAGAAGCUACUCUGGUCUUGUUGGCAUAGGGUGACUGAAUAUUGCACCUUAUAUUUCCUUCUCUCCCAUGAAUGACAUACCAUAGGUGGGUGUUCCAAGUGCAAGAAUCUCUCUCUCUCUCUCUCUCUCUCUCUCUCUCUCUCUCUCUCUCUCUCUCUCUCUCUCUCUCUCUCUCUCUCUCUCUCUCUCUCUCUCUCUCUCUCUCUCUCUCUCUCUCUCUCUCUCUCAGCGCUGAAAACCAAUCAGUCAAGUCUUUUCUUCUCUUUCCUCUCCUCUGCUCCUCUAAUCUCGUCUUUACGCUCUCCUCUUCGCUCUUUCCUCUCCUUUCUACCCUCUCCUCUUCUCUUCUCUUUCCUUCCCCGGGCCAGCGAACAGCCGCCUGCCAGGUGGUCGAGGGUGGGUUGGGAGGCAGAGGAUGCAAAACCGGUGUCGCGAGUCAGAAAAUAUAGACGUAAUAUUGACCAGCGCACGGGGUUUGAAGUCCGCCAAUUCAAGGACGUCACGAUGGUCGCCGAUAGAUUAUGGGGCUGAUAAGGUGAUGCGAUGCGUAGUUCUGUGUCUUGACAAAGUGUUGUAGAUCUGAGAGUAUAAAUAACAGCCUCAUGCACCUUGCUUCUUGUAUUACCUGUAUCAUACUGUGAAGAGACUAGUCAAACAGGGAACACGUCUUGUCCGAAAUGAAAGAGUCAUAAUAUUACCCAAUGUAUAGGGAAACUUAGAUUUUUAUAUGCAGUUAUUACAGAAUGGGUACUGAAUAAAGUUGAUUUUAAAA
Molecule: messenger RNA, 3246 nt
Organism: Scylla paramamosain (green mud crab)
Lineage: Eukaryota; Metazoa; Arthropoda; Malacostraca; Decapoda; Portunidae
Product: PX domain-containing protein kinase-like protein
Exons: 13
Coding region: 86-1798 (570 amino acids)
Biological process (GO): negative regulation of ATP-dependent activity; protein phosphorylation; negative regulation of monoatomic ion transport
Cellular component (GO): plasma membrane
Molecular function (GO): ATP binding; protein kinase activity; phosphatidylinositol binding
Source: RefSeq, a predicted model, not a curated record